This is a messenger RNA of Megalobrama amblycephala (Wuchang bream), 1600 nucleotides long. RefSeq names its product NXPE family member 3-like. The record is from RefSeq and is a predicted model, not a curated record. The transcript has 5 exons. Lineage: Eukaryota; Metazoa; Chordata; Actinopteri; Cypriniformes; Xenocyprididae. The annotation marks the transcript as partial.
CCUUCUCCAUUCUUCUUGAAGGCGAGUGUGUACGGGGAGGUUGAGGAUCACCGUAAUGGGACUUACUCUGUUGCUCUUCUUCUGCCCUGGGAAGGUCAGGCACAAGUUUAUGUACGUCUAGAGCACUCCAGUGAGGCUGUGCAGAUUCUUAAAAAAUACAGGGAGUCCUCGUUCCCACGCAGCCACUAUAAUGGCCACUUUGAAGGGCCAGGACCCAAUAAAACCAGGAUCAGUGAAGUCGUACAGUGUAAUCUUAAGUGGGGUGCAGAUGGAAGUUGGAGGAAAGGCGACUGCUGCUGUGAGUAUAAGGAUAUAAAAACAGGGACGGUGUGGCAGUGUGAGAGACCGAAGAAACUUUCUUGUGACAACCUGGUUCAUCACUCAAGAGGAAGAUUUGAAGACCCAUUAAAUCCUCUUGAAAAGCAAAUUUUCACAAAGACAUUAACAAAUGUUGCUAUUACUGGAGACACACAGAUCAUUAAUGUCCUUCCCAACGCUGCAAGCAUUGGCAUAAUGGAGAGAUGCAGAUCUGGCAUGACGACACCAGUUCCUGCAGGGUUCUAUCUGAAAGAUGUCUGGAAGUCUUUUGUUUGCAACACCCAACAGUUAAAUUCUUCACAAAUGGGAAGCUGUCUUAAAAACAAAAUUGUCUACUUGAUGGGAGACUCCACCACAAGGCAGUGGUUUGAGUAUUUCGAAAGAAAAGUGCCAGGCUUGAAAAGAAUGGACCUCCACACUCCUCGUACUGGUGGACCCCUGAUGGCUGUAGAGUUGAAAAAUAAUAUCAUUGUUCACUGGAGGCCACACGGUGUCCCUUUACGGUUUACUAAAAUGCCCAUUACUGACCUGCAUUAUAUCGGCAAUGAUAUUGAUGAAAUAGCUGGUGGUCCUCAUGCAGUCGUUGUCUUUACAAUCUGUGCCCACAUGGUGUUUCACCCAAUAACAUUUUAUGUGCACGAAGUGGCCAAAAUCCGUCAGUCUGUUGUUGCACUGCUGAGUCGUGCACCAGAGACUACCGUCAUCAUCAAGUCUGGAAACACUGCAGGACUAAAGAAUAUUUUUCAAAGUGAUUGGUAUGCAAUGCAGAUGAACACAGUGAUGCAGGAGAUGUUCGGAGAUAUUGAUGGAGUAAUCUACUUCGAUGUUUGGCAGAUGACUUCAUGUCACUAUCUACGUGAAAAUAUUCACCCAGGACCUGUUAUCAUUGCUAAUGAAGUCAACAUGUUGUUCUCAUAUAUCUGUCCUGCCUGACACAAUGGAAUAAUAUUUAACUUGCUUUGUUAUGAUAUACCAUGGAAUGUAUAUACAAAAAAUGAGCAUCUGUCAGAAACGUCUGGUAUACGUAUUAAUUUGUUACACACAUUGUAAACCUGUAUAAUCUCAAAAUUAAAAUAUAGCUGCAAGCAGCAAUUAAGGAGCCAAGCACAACAGAAGCAAAUAAGGACACUAGCAGCAGACCAAUAAUGUCUGUUGUCGAGGGCAUAUUAGUGGAGUUUGCUAGAAUGGAUUGGACUCCUGGCCACACUACCUUCGCUGUGGUGCAAACUAUAAGCUGGGUCGCUGAUUAAUUAUUAUUUGUUGAGAUUGAUAAUAUGAUUCC